AUGGAAAGAAGACAUUCCGCGGCCGAGAUGGUGUACGGACAACAUCUACGCCUACCCGGAGAAUUUCUUCAUUCCCGCAGGACAAACGAAGAGCUCAACACCGAAGCAAAUUUUGUUAAGGACCUCAGACGUCAUAUGGAAAGCUUACGUCCAGCCGCAGUUAAACACCAUGGCGAGAAGACGCCAUUCGUUUUUAAAGACUUGGCAACAGCGACACAUGUUUUUGUGCGUGCGGACGGCGUUAAAACUCGACUACAAAACCCAUAUGAUGGUCCGUUUACAGUGAUCAAACGCGACAACAAAACAUUCACGGUGCUAGUGCGUGGUCGCGAAGUUAAAGUGUCCAUAGACAGAGUCAAACCGGCGUAUUGUUUGAAUGAUGCGACAGAUACCAGGAACGAGAACAAUAGCCUUCCAUCAACUUCUGCCCCAUUAUCCGUGCCCAAGGCAAUUACCACUAGGUCCGGUAGAAGGGUCCGUUUCCCUGACCGACUACAAGUUCCGUGA
This is a messenger RNA of Anoplophora glabripennis (Asian longhorned beetle), 507 nucleotides long. RefSeq lists its product as uncharacterized. Lineage: Eukaryota; Metazoa; Arthropoda; Insecta; Coleoptera; Cerambycidae. The record is from RefSeq and is a predicted model, not a curated record. Bases 1 to 507 code for a protein of 168 amino acids. The transcript has a single exon.